AUGGUUAUGAGAGAGCAGGAGGCUAAUGUUCGUAGUUCUCCCCAGGAAAGUUGCCACCGCCUGGGGCGAAGUCGCUCACAGCUGAAAAGCUUACCUGAUCUCAAUUCGAAAGGCAUGAUAUCAAGCGCGCAAAGCGCAAAGCGCCCUCCCCUGCAGUGUGCCCCGGUCACAGGUCCCCCCCGCCCCGCGCCAUUGCACGAUCCAUGCACUCACUCACAGCACACACAGCCUCGUCUCGAGCGCUUGACGCACAGGAAGUGUCAAAUGUCACGCAUCGGCAUGCCGUACACGCGGCUGACGGCGUCACGUCAAAACCCGUGGGCGAUGAUGCUGGGCGACGCAGCGUCCGCAGCCGUGUCGCGGUCACUUCUGCCGCUCGGGCCGCGGCGCGCGCCGCCAGCGCCCCCCGUCGCCAUGGCAACGCUCCCGGGCGAUAUCCGCCCCGACCUCUACGGAGAA
This is a messenger RNA of Iphiclides podalirius (scarce swallowtail), 459 nucleotides long. Lineage: Eukaryota; Metazoa; Arthropoda; Insecta; Lepidoptera; Papilionidae. The record is from the annotation of a GenBank genome assembly.